AUGGGACCGAAGUCGAAGGUUGAAGCCGUUAAAAAAUUUGCACCACCUGUUGUACGCCCAGCGAUCAGCCAAUCCAGUCUCGUUUUCGUGCCUAGAGAUGUUUUAGAGGGUUUUCAAGAACGAGUAGAAACUGAUAUAGACUGGACCGUAACCGAAAGCAGUUGCCGCUUUCAUAGAGCCCAAUACAAAAGAAAUGAUGAUGCAAAGGUCACCUUUUCCCAAGCUUUGAAAAACAAAAUAAGUAGAAGUAUCAUCAGUGGGUUCCUCAAUAAAGAUUCUGGAUUGACUCUUCAACAGAAUUGGGAAUUUUUAUUACCAAUAACAUUGUGGGAUACGGAAAAUUUCGCUACUGAUGAAGGAAAAAUAUGUUUUGACAAUGAAAACUGUGUGACUGAUGAUUUAAUGAAAUUAAUAAAAAAUGCUGUUGAUGCAGGAGAUAGGAAUGUUUUGAAAAAUGAUUUGAUGACGGUCAACGUUUUGCGCGUUAAUGGUAUGCAGAUGACUGAACUAGACGAAACUUUGACUCGAUACAAAAAACUAACGACACUUAAUUUAUGUAGCAACUGGUUAACGGAACUGAACACAACGUUUAUUCCGCAAACUUUGAAAGCUUUUGAGCUCCACAACAAUUGUAUUUCUGAUGUAUCCGGAUUUGCCGAUUCUUUACCUUUUGAUUUACUCUAUUUGGGUCUAAGCCGAAACAUGCUCACAACAGAAAAUAUCGACGCUCUUGGACAUCUCCCUUACAAUUUGACGGUUUUAGAUUUAGCAGACAACGACAUCUAUCAUUUAACUCCAGUACUAGAUGCUGUAUCAAGACUGCCAAAUCUGUGUGCGUUACAGCUAUCGGGCAACCCUUGUGCGUUGUGCACUGGAUAUGCUCGAACUUGCUUGCUGAAGUUAAGUCGUUUAAAAUGGCUUGACUGCCGAGAAGUUUUGGAUUCAGACAGGCCAUUAGAAUUUACGGAAGUACACCCAGAUGAUUUGAGGUCUACCUACUUUCAUUUCACUGUUUUUCGAAUUGUGUCUUGUCCUCAACCACCUAAGGCUGAAAAGGGUGCUUCUACAAGCUUUCACAUAGAAUUAGAACUGCCUUUAUUGGACGUGGUAAGGAGGAAGUUCUUAAUGUUCCGAAGACCUGAAUCCCUCGUGGAACUUCUGCCUCCACCUGAAGACGAAGAGUGGCCAAAUACCGCAGGGGCUUCUGUCCCCGCUAUAGGUAGCAGAGUUAUUUCUGGCAAAAUUCAAGCUUCAGGUAUAAUCCAAGAUGAACAGUCAUCUCACGGUUCAGACAUCUUUAACAAUAUGGUGCCUAAGAAUACUAGAGAGAUACACAACUACACUACGUUUGAGAGUAGUAAGGUGCAAUGGAACAAGCUGAUGAACUUCAAUGAGCCGGUUGUGAAGAUCUUCUGCCCAGACCUCGUCGCAUUGAGGGAUACCUUCCGAUCAGCUAUCACCAUCCGACUUGUUUAUUCUAUUGUCUACACACCCCCGAAAGCGGGUAAAGCCGAGAAACAGAAAAGUCUACAAACGAUAAAACCACCAGGGGAGAUGAGAGUGAUUAUAGCGACGAUCAGGUGCUCCCUCAGGGCUCCGGACUGGAGCCAACAAUCUCAACACUUCCACUGGGACGAAACUCUAGGUACCAGCGACGCUAUACAUUGGGGCGAUGGAGAUCUUGCUGUCCUUCAGUAUAGCCAGGGACCAGUUAAAGUCACAAAAGGGAAGGUGGAUGCCGAAAUGGGAUCUAGACAAAGCAUGCCGGAAUUUUUGACUUGCCAUUUCGGAUUCGGAAUCGAUACUUUACGCACAACGUAA
Messenger RNA from Spodoptera littoralis (African cotton leafworm), 1821 nucleotides. The record is from the annotation of a GenBank genome assembly. Lineage: Eukaryota; Metazoa; Arthropoda; Insecta; Lepidoptera; Noctuidae.